UGAUGACAUCCGAGAGCGCCGUCACCGCCGCUGUCGCCGACGCCAUGAACAGCGUAGGGGAGGGUUGCACCGACAUGAAGCGCGAGUAUGACCAGUGCUUCAAUCGUUGGUUUGCCGAGAAGUUCCUCAAGGGGGAGGGCUCCGGUGACCCGUGCACUGACCUCUUCAAACGCUACCAGCAAUGUGUUCAGAAAGCAAUAAAGGAGAAGGAAAUUCCCAUUGAAGGACUGGAGUUCAUGGGCCAUGGCAAAGAAAAGCCUGAAAGCUCUUCUUGACCUUGACAGUCACCUUGAAAAUGGACUCCUCAAAUCGGGAAAUUGAAGACCCUGGAUUGUGUCAAUUAAAGUGAUGAAGAUAGCGGAUCUAUUUGAUGAGUUUAGGAGGGAGGAGUUUCCUUCCUGAUAUUUUUCUUUCACUUGUAAAAGAUGAUGAGCCAUCACUCUUUGCUUAGAUUUCUGGCUUUGGCAUCUCACCAGGAACUCGUGUGCUAAAUGAUGGGAUUAUUUGGGAUUAUGGUCGCAAUACCUGUCUGGGAUCAGUUUUAAAUAUAUCUCUUAUGUAAAUGUAGUUAAGAUUGUCGAGAUGAUCAUGGUUGCCUGACCUCUUGAGUUAUGCUGCAAAGAACUUUAUAUAUGUACACUGUGCUGGGGUAAUUUUUCAUGGAAGCAACUUGUUAUAAUCUCCUUUCUCUCAGGGAGCUGAUGCUCUGGAAAGGGUUCCCAGCAGUUUUAUUUUUGGUAUAAUAAUUUAACUGAAGAUUGCUGGUGGGCUGGGUUAUCAAAGAAGAAGCCAGCUUUUAACAGUCCCCUGCCUUAAUAAGAGGUGUCAGAUCUCCUAUUAAGAUGUGAAAGCUUAAAGAAUGCUGCUGUGAACACCAUUUCAGAGCCCAUGGUAUGGUUCAGGAAUUAAGAUCCUUGGAGAAGCUAUGGAGGGAGAUCCUAAAUCACAAAGCUUUGCUGUUGACAGCUUUCAACUUAAAUCUGUAAAUCUGUGUAUUAAGUCAACCUGUGUAUCAAAAAUGCCAAAAUGCUGCAUCUGGUUAAGUGGAAGAAGAAAAGUUUGCUUUAUCUGCCUUGUUUACUCACCCUGCCCUGUAAUGCCUGUAAUCAUGAAGAUGGAAUAAAUUGUAAUAUUCGUUUCUACCAUCA
This is a messenger RNA of Phacochoerus africanus (Common warthog), 1148 nucleotides long. RefSeq names its product TP53 regulated inhibitor of apoptosis 1 (gene TRIAP1). The record is from RefSeq and is a predicted model, not a curated record. The transcript is spliced from 2 exons. The coding region runs from base 3 to 275 and encodes 90 amino acids. Lineage: Eukaryota; Metazoa; Chordata; Mammalia; Artiodactyla; Suidae.